Molecule: messenger RNA, 1660 nt
Organism: Chara braunii
Lineage: Eukaryota; Viridiplantae; Streptophyta; Charophyceae; Charales; Characeae
Source: the annotation of a GenBank genome assembly
GCGAUCCAAUCAAUCAAUCAAUCUCUCUGUCUGUGUAAUUAGAUUUCGUAUAAGCUGUGAAUUGCCGACGUGGCGAUCGGUUGGUCUGACGUUGACGUCCUAUCGGGUUUUGUACCCCACGCACGUGGAUGGCCCCACUCAUGUCCAUCCACGUCACGUUGUGUGUAAGUCUAUCCCGUUCCGUAACUCUUUGAGCAGUGUCGCGCUUUCCCUUCACUACCACCAUUUCCAGUGAUCCGCCUCUGCUCUCAUCUGCUUCCCCUUCCCUGGGAGGGGUUGCAUUCCGGCGAGAACUUCUCUUUGUUCCACCGAUCGGAGUAUCUAUCUGUUAGUCGUGGGUUGUAUUAUCUUCAUCAGGAGAUUAUACUUGGGGCUUCGACAUAUUGCGACACUCUCUCUCUCUCUCUGUCUGUGUGUGUUUGUGAGAGAGAGAGAGAGAGAGAGAGAGAGAGAGAGAGAGCUUGUGUAUCGACCUGUAGUGUUCUGGAUCGACCGGCUACUUCCAUCGAUUAGCUAGAUUGACUCCAUGGCCAUUCGGUUCAUGCAUGCUGUCGAAGAGGAGCACGUUUGCCCUUCGGUCGUUGGAUUGCUCUCCGAUCUGAAUUGGCUUCAUGUGUGCUGAGCAGCGGUUGUUCCAAGUGUCAGACUCGUGUGUGCUUCUCUCAUGAUUCUCUACGUCGUUUCUCUCCGUUGAUAACGAUCCGAAGUUUCGUCUGUUUUCUGCCUAUACGAGGUGAGGAUACGACACACAAAGAAUCUCUACGGAACGAGUGAAGAGGCGGAAGGACACCGUGUGCGAUUUACUGUUUUUCUUGCUUUCUUUCUUGUUUGUUUUGAACUUUUCGAGUAUUAAGUCCUUUUUUUUUUUGUUUUCUGUGUCUCUCUGAGAGAGAGAGAGAGAGGGGGGGGGGGGGGGGGGGGGGGGGGUUUUAUUGAAACCCCCGUUAGCCGUUAGAUUAUCGUAACCUCUGCUUCGAUGGGUCCAUGGAGGUUAAGUCCCGGGUUCUUGGCGUCGAAAGGUCGGGGAAGUCGUGGGCAUGCCAAGGCUCCGCCUCUCCCUCCGCCGCGGAGUACUGGAGCGGCGUCGUUCUCUCUUGAGUCCGUACCAAGAAUCGCCUGUUCUCAACGUGAUGGAAAUGGCAGAAAUCAAGCCGUCUCGUGGAGCAAUUUUGAGGAUGUCGUCAACGAAAUUCUUCCUUUCCGCCUCGUUGAGCGGCAAGAAACGGAGUGGUCCCAGAGAAUGGGCGGCGGUCGAGGCGCUAUGUUUCUGAAAGGGGACUGCCGACCUUUCAUCAAACUCUUUACGCUCACGGCUAUUGCAUUUUCUACCAUUUUCAUCUUCUACGAAACCCGGUUCCUGAGAGGAACAGCGCGGGCCGUGGAUGUGGGUGUGGGACGAAACCGCGCUGCUGAAGGCACUUUGCUGCCAGAGUUCUCGAUCGUUGGAAUGCAGUCUCGGUUGUUGAGCUCAUUAAGGGAGGGCGAAGAAGGGAGGGGUCUAGAGGACAACCCCCAUCUUGUUGGCGAGGGGAGGGAGAAUGGGAGCCGUAUGAGAAGAAGCGCGAAGAUGGAUGACAAGGAGAUCGAAGUGAGAGAAUCCAGUAGCUAAAAAGAAUAGAGCCAUAUAUCCCCGCAGAAAUAGUAAAAGGAGCUUUUUGAA